CGUGGGACGCAGCUCCUGGCGUCAGCUGCGUCUACCACCUCACUAACUCAGUCUCGCUCGGCUUCUGUGUGUUUGAUACUUUCAUUACCUCGGAAUGCUGUUCUUAAUAUACACUGAGAGGGUGCAAUAUUAUUUUUCAAGGUGUCAAUGGAAGCAACUAUAAAUUGAUUAAACUUGGUCGGCAACGCCCGAGGUGCUAUACGUCUGCAGUAGUCUGUAAGAAACAUCAGGGAGGAUAAGACAACAGCCUGUGUGAGGAGCAACACACGUCCACUUCGACAGGACAGAUUCUCUUCAAGUGGAAAACUAAACGUAAGAACAAGUCGAUACUGAUCUUGUGAACCAUAUUUAUGUACAGGUAGUCAUGAACCACAGCACAUCGUGUUCCCUCUUGGCCGUGUAAGGAAGUAGUACCUCAUAUACGAAGACCAGUGAGUGAAUUAUAAGACCCUUCACGACUGUGUGUGAGACACAGACCCUGCACCAUAAAUACCGACGACCAUGUCUACUGUAACAUGUAAGUUGCCAAACAUGACCAUCAUCAAGUACAGAGCGUCCGCCAUCAUCUUGCUCGUCUGUUUCACUGUGCUGCCCACACAAGGCAGACAGAGUGGGGCCAGGUCGUCCCAGCAACAAAUCACGUGGGGACGACCCAAUACAAACACAGCGUACUUCGCCAGAGACAUCAACACUAACGUGACGGCUGUAGUGGGGCAGCAGGCACGACUGCCCUGCAAGGUACUUAACCUGGACAAGAGAACUGUAUCGUGGAUCCGGAAGCGGGACCUUCACAUCCUGACGGCUGGCAUCUACACCUACACCAGUGACGACCGGUUUAAGGUGUAUCACCCGGUGGACAGUGAUGAGUGGUUCCUGGAGAUCAGUUCGGUCACCUUCAGAGACGGUGGCGUGUACGAGUGUCAAGUUCCAACCAACCCCAAGAUCUUCCUACCCAUCAACCUCGCCGUGGAAGUGCAGCAAGCGAGGAUCCACGGGCCCCGUGAAGUGUACAUCCAGAACGGCUCCACCAUCAAACUUACUUGUCACGUCACUACACAUGAGGACAACAUCGGUGUGGUCACCUGGUACCGGGACUCUAAUGAACUGGACUACGACUCUCCCAGGGGUGGCGUCAGUCUGGAGAUAGAGAAGACACCCACAAGGACCAUCUCCAAGCUCUUCCUUACCAGAGCCAUGAGAGGAGACUCAGGCAACUAUAGCUGUGUACCCCACUUGGCCGACCCCGCAUCUGUUAUGGUGCAUGUUGUUAAUGGGGAAGAGUCAGCUGCUGUACACACAGCCAACUGUAUCACAUUAUGCUGUGACUUGCGGAUGCUGUGUUGCUGUGUAUUGCUGCUGCUGUUGUUGUCACCAGUCCCCCGGUGACCCAGUUUCUUGAACCAACAAUGAAAACCUGCCAACUGUGAUGUUAAUGGUUGACUGCUUCUGGUGUCACGUUCCCUGGGAGACAGUCUUGCCACAUCACUUACCCAGGACACAGUGUUGUAAUGUCACAAGAUGAGGUUGAGGGCAGAAAACACACAUGUAUCUGCCUUAAUAAAAAUACUUGUACAGUUGCCCACAAGUACAGUGUUUCCACCCCUCAGUGGCCUUUCCAAACAUGUGACAACGUCGGCAUCACUUUAUAAAUGAAUCGGUAACGUGAAGGGUGGAACACUAUACCUGUCGGCAACAGUACAUAAGUGUUGUUUUAAUAAAAGGAAGGAAACACAGUGAGUGAUGUAACUCUUCAUGUAUUCCAGCAUGGCUGUCUCCCACCACUUACAACGCAACCUUAAUUUAGUAGUCACAUCACAGGUGUCGAGAGAUCACCGGACACAGAAUUGGAUCAGUAUCUCAAUAUUAGAAUAAUGUAUUCCUUUAGGUUAAGUUAUUUUUGGGUAUAAGUGUUAAGUUAUGUUAGGGUAGAGGUUGGUAAUAUUUUAUUUAGUUAAGUAUGAGGUAAAUCUUGCUAGGUUAGAUUACCGUUUGUUUAGGUUAGGUUUGAUUAGGUUAGGGGUUGGUAAAAUUUGAUAAAGUAAAAUAUGGGGUAAAUCUGGCUAGGUUAGGUUAUGGUUUGAUUAAGUUAGGGUUUAGUGAGGUGGCUAAGUGGAUACAGUUUUCGCCUCUUGUUGUAAGGGCGACCACAGUCCACCCAGCUGUAGAUGAAUACCUAACAUUACAGCUGCAAAGUGAACACAGUCAGAUGUAGUAUUGGCUAUUCUGCUACUUAUGUUCCAAAGGCUUAGUGUACACUGUGCUCUAUGCACACGAUAUCAGGUCACCUGGUUUAUGAAACCCAUUUCCAUCUGCAUUAGUUGCACCAGCUGUACCACCUGUACUAAUUGUAUCAGAUGUGAGGAUCAGAUGCAACAGUUGAGGUGUGAGGGUCAGGAAUAACACCUCAAGAGCAGCACUUGAGGUGUGAGGGUCAGGAGGAACAUAGACCACGUAGGGCUCACAGGACAAGGAUCACCAUCAUGUACAUUUCAGGAUACUGUAUAUAGUGUGUCCAGGUACAAAAUAUUUUUAAUAUACAAAUGCAAACAUAAUGGUUAUAUUUUUAUACUUGUUGGUGAUGCAGUGAUUGUAUCUGUUGUAUAAUACAAACAUCUACUGAGAUCAGGGGCAGGGAAACUUUUGAGGUCGGUGAGCCAGAUUGAAAUUAUUAAGGGUUUUAUGGGGUCACCUAUUAUUUUCAAUGUUAAUUAUUUUCUGUGCAGAAUUAAUGGGUAUGACCGCUACCCUGGAAGAUCAUUCCAAUGCAACUCCAAUAUUUUAAUUUAGUCAUAUAAGAGUGUAUAUUAAUCCUCUAAAUUUCAUUCAAAUCUAUCGACUAAUUUUAUACCUCCGAGCCUUCCUUUAAAGGAGACAAAAACACUGAACUUGAGUAUGGCCACAGGCCAUCCUGGGACCUCGGCGGGCCACAAAUGGCCUGGGGGCCAGUUUCCCCACCCCUGAGUUAGAUGAAACUUUCCUCUUGAUAAAAAUCAACUUUGUGAUUGAUAAUUAUAUUGUGUAAACUCUU
This is a messenger RNA of Homarus americanus (American lobster), 3028 nucleotides long. RefSeq lists its product as uncharacterized. The record is from RefSeq and is a predicted model, not a curated record. The transcript has 8 exons. Gene Ontology annotation, biological process: synapse organization. The coding region runs from base 502 to 1386 and encodes 294 amino acids. NCBI's taxonomy places the organism in Eukaryota, Metazoa, Arthropoda, Malacostraca, Decapoda, Nephropidae. Gene Ontology annotation, cellular component: neuron projection membrane.